Tremella mesenterica DSM 1558 is the source of this 2378-nucleotide messenger RNA. RefSeq lists its product as uncharacterized. Gene Ontology annotation, molecular function: DNA-binding transcription factor activity, RNA polymerase II-specific; zinc ion binding; DNA binding. The coding region runs from base 1 to 2226 and encodes 741 amino acids. The record is from RefSeq and is a predicted model, not a curated record. Lineage: Eukaryota; Fungi; Basidiomycota; Tremellomycetes; Tremellales; Tremellaceae. The transcript has 9 exons. Gene Ontology annotation, biological process: regulation of DNA-templated transcription; DNA-templated transcription.
AUGGAGUCCCGCACACCUCUUGAAGGUCCGGAAGGCACAGAGACAGCCAAGCGGAGAAAGAAGAACGUCUCUAGAGCUUGCAUAGUUUGCCGUAGACGUCGGACUAAAUGUGAUGGUCAACCACGAUGCGCCACUUGCAAAUCGUUUGACGAGGAAUGCAUCUAUGAUCCGGACCAAGAUGGACGUAAACCAGCGACGAAACUCUACGUCCAAGCUCUGGUAAAUCGUGUCAGGACUCUUGAAGAGCAGUUGGCCCUUGCCACUGAGUCACCUAGUCCUACGCAACAGGCGCAACGUUCGGUCGGACGAAGCAGACCCAUCGAUACCAGAGAGUCUAGGAUCAAUCUGGCCGGGACGCUCAUAGUGGAAAAGGAUUCUUUCACACACCAUGGACCAACUUCAGCUUUCAUGCAUUUACCAGAUUCCUUGGUUCGUGAUCGUAGAGACUCCGAGGGACCGAGUGGAUCCUGGAACCCUAGCUUGUGGCCGCAAUCGCCAGGCGGUUCAGCCAUCGAUUGGGUAUCCCUACCAUGGGAUCGACAUCUUCCCAAGGGGAUCAUUCAAACGCCUUUUGUGCAUGAAGAACUGCUUUCUAUCUUUUUCAGCUACCUCAACGACUGGUGUUGGUGGACAGAUGAAUCGGCCUUCCUAUCCGGACUAUAUGCUAGUAUCACAAAUUCUUCACCUAAAAAUAUGCACUACUCUCCACUCCUUCACAAUGUCAUUCUCGCCCUAGCUUGCCAACUCUCCCCUCAGACUGUAUCCCCCAGCACUGAUCCGACCAUAGCUUGCAAUGUCGCCGAGGCUCUAGGUGAACGGGCAAGGGGGUAUAUCGAGGAAGAAGCCGACACUCCCCAACUCUCGACUGUGAAAGGAAUGAUGUUACUUGGAUCGUAUCACUGGUCCAGAGGAAAGCACUCUCUAGGGUGGUUCUACGAAGGUAUGGGAGUUCGGAUCGCUCAGAGGUUGGGAUUGAACGCCGAUUGCAGUGCUCUGGUCGCCCGAGGUCUUAUCACAGCAGAGGCCAAGACUCAUCGAGAUCGAGCCUUCUUCACGGUCUAUUGUCAAGACCAGCUUUGGUCUCUCGCUGUCGGAAGAACAGCUGGUCUGACGACGGAAGACUUUGUCACUCCUCUUCCAGAGAUCGACGCCGACAUCGAUGCUCAACCGUGGAUAGACCAUUACGCUCGACUGGAACGUCGUAAAGGUAUCCAUAUCCAGGGACCUCCCAGUUGGACGAGCACAGUAUUCAACUAUACCUGUCGGCUCGCGCUUCUGUCCGACCGUAUGCACUCGAUUUUGUAUCGUAUCCGCCCAUCUUUGGAUCCUGUCACGCAACAAAAUCUCGUCUCUGAACUUCAUCUGGACCUACACGCAUGGCUAAUGGAACUCCCCUCUCCCCUUCGACUCGAAUCAUCCCCCAACCCACCCCCUCAUAUCAUCAACCUUCAUGCAACUUGUCGGUAUUUGCAGAUACUCUUACAUCGUCCAACGUACACACAGCCUUUCUCCGAAGGUGACCCGGAUCGAGACUUGGCAAUACAGACAUGUAAUCUGGCAGCAGCUGAAAUUCUGCGCCUACUGCAAAUGUACAGCCGAUCCCCCGGUCUUCGCUAUUGCAGCACAACCAUCUGCAACGUGACCUUUACCGCUGGAACCAUCUUCCUACUCGCUGCUGUCAAAACGACAGAAGGGUGUAAAGCCAAUUCGCAAGCCCUGUCCGACGCCGCCAGUUGUAUCAUGUACCUCCGCGAGAUGUCCUGGCCCGCUGCACAUCUCGGUGGGGAUAUCCUCGCACAUAUGAAGGAAGAUUGGUGUCCAUCUGCUCCUUUACCAGCUUUGUCACAACCAUCUCGACGCGAAACACCCUCCAUAUCGGACAAAAGUAGCUUGGGAUUGCUGGGUAACAUAGAGGACUUGAAGGAUAAAAAUUCCGAGAUUGCUAGGUUCUUGACGAGUAUGGGCUGGCAACCCCCUCAAGAGGAUGUACAAAUAAGUGGGAUUGUCUCCGGGGAUGACGGAAGGGGAAAUGGGUUCCAGAGUGUUGAGAGAGAUAUGCAAGUGAGCAUGGCGGAUAUGGGUCAGAGGAGUCCUAUACCGGGAUUGGAGUUGAGUGGAAUGAUGGGGUUGAUGCCGGGUAAUCUUGGUCAGCUUUGGUCAUCACAGGAAGAAGCAUGGCUUCCAGCUUUCCCGGGAGAGGACUGGUUCCAAUUUACAGGAAGAUAGAGAAGGGAUUGUGCGGGAUUCGAAUACAAUUUUGAUGGUAGUACCUGUAUAGCUUUUGAUGGGAAGGUCCGUGUGUGUAUCAUCAGAUGAUGUAGAGUACCAGUGUUUAGAUGAUGCGAUGCAAACUUUCACGAUGCUCUUCGCAAUAACAC